GAAGAAUCAGCCUCUGAAAAGAAAGAAUGGAGUCAACCUCCUCAGACUGACUGAUCACUUGUUGAAUAACCUCCAGCUCCUCGGAGGCUUUCUGCUCCUCCCUGGGUUUCAACGGUUAUUUCCGGUUCUGGUCGUCUGGAUUUCCGCUUCAAGGCGCAUCGCUGACUGGAAACAUCAUCAUCCACCCGCUUCACAGGCUCUAUACCUCCGCAGAGCCACGGUUUGAAGGUUUAUUGGAUCGAUAUGGCAUCUUUUAUUCACUCCGCCUGCUGAGCCCAGGCUCCGGGAGUCUGCUGCGGGUGGCACCGCUGGGUGGCACCGCUGGGUGGCACCGCUGUCUCCGGACGGACGGAUUCUGUUCGGCCAGCUGCUGGGACACAAGCAGGCUCGUAGAUCCAGUAGUUAUUCCGCUCUGGAUCCGAAUCUUUCUGUUUUAUGUUCGUGACUACACGGUCUCAGGAGGCUGGUCGUUAGCUCACUGGUUCGGCUGGGUCCUCCACACCGACCUGAGCGCCCUCUCCGCUGGGCAGCACCGCUGGCUCCAGCCGGUGAAAUGGCCACAAUCUCGUGUUAAGCAUAAAACGGUGUGAUUUGUGUCACAUUUGAAAACCAAUUGGUUUGGGAUGAAUUUACUGAGGGGGUGAACAUUUAGUAAAAGUACCGACCUUUCUACCUCAGAGGUCAGCUUCACGGUACGCCGUGUGAGUGUCCGUGUUUCAAAGGGUUUACGGACAUGGCCGAGUCGAAUCGGCCCAGCUCGGCAGACCCUGACGCCGACAACAGCCGGGGAUUGAGCCCGGGUGCCGUAAAGAGAAGGGCGCAGCAGUCUCCGGGGCCGCGGCCAAAGUACCAGAGCUCCACGCUAGGUCACUGCUUCAAGAAAGUCACCCUGACCAAACCGACCUUCUGUCACAGCUGCAGCGACUUCGUCUGGGGGCUCAUCGGCUUCCUGUGUGAAGUGUGUAACUUCAUGAGUCAUGAGAAAUGCCUGAAGACGCUCCGGGCGGUCUGUACCUGCAUGACUCCGUCUCAAGUUCAGGUGCCGGUGGCUCACUGCUUCGCUCCUGCUGCUCAGAAGAAACGCUUCUGCUGCGUCUGCAGGAAGCAGAUGGAGGGAAACACGGCGCUGCGCUGCGAAGUGUGCGAGCUGCACGUCCACGCUGACUGUGCUGCCUUCAGCUGCGCUGAUUGUCGCUGCUGCCACCUGGACAAGAACCUGCAGCAGGACAAGCUCUACCACCACUGGAGGGAGGGGAACCUGUCGGCGGCGAAGUGUGAAGUGUGUCGGAGGUCCUGUGGCUCCUCCGAGGUCCUGUCGGGGAUGAGGUGCGAGUGGUGCAGCAUUACGAGCCAUGCAACCUGUUGCCACCGGGUCCCACCAGAGUGCACUCUGGGACGCCUGCGCAGCAUGCUGCUGCAUCCAACCUGCGUCCGCCUCGAGUCCAGGAACUUCAGCAAGAUGCAGUGUUACCGGAUCACAGAAAGCUGCAACCAAGACCUGGAUAACUUGGAUGAAGCUGAUCCACCUGCUGCACUGACAAAAGAUGUUCAGCCCGCUGCUCCCGAGUCGGGUAAGCAGUUCAUCAAGGUGUUUGACGGUAAUGAUGCAGUCAAGCGUGGCUUCUUCCGAUUGGUCCCCAGCUGCAGAGGCACAAAGAAUGAAGAAGUGGAGGUGGCGCUGAGGGCCUUCUACCUGCCUGAUGAGCCUCAUCACUUUGAGCUGGAGGAAUUCAACGGCCUGCAGCAUCAACAAAGCGAUGACUUCCUGAACCGGAACGCCAAUAGUCCGGACAACAGAAACUCCCCAAAAGACGGAGGCGACGCCAGGCUGCUGAGGGCCAAACCGCGGCAUGACGAUGUCAUCAAGGUGCACGCUGCAUGGACCAGGUCAAGUGCGGCUUCUGUCUGUGUGUCGGAGACAAGCACCGCAGCCUCAGUCCUCAGCGAGGUCCUCCUUCACCUGGACAGACAGGGUGAGGACAUGUCCAACUUCAGUCUGCAGGAGGUCUGCAUGAGCAGUAAGCAAGUGCAGAGACAAACACUGAGUCCUCAGGAGAAGAUUGUGGACAAACUGCAAGACAUCAGGAAGCUGUCUCUGCGGCAGAUGAACCAGACUCGGUUCUACGUGGUGGAGAACAGGAACCCGACCGUGCAGGUGAGCCUGCUGAUCGUAGGACUGCCCCCCCUGACCAAAGAGGAGCACACUCGUUUGAUGGAGGAGCACCUGGACAUCAAGAGUCACCUGGUCACGUUCACCCACUACUAUGACUCUCAAGGUGCGGUGGCGCUGCAGAUUUCCUGCUUCUCUGAAGCAGAGAGAAUCUACAUGUUAGCUAAGGACACCUCCAUUAACAACAAGAUGCUGACCUCGCUGGUCAUACCAGAGAUCCAGCACAAGAAGCUGGGAGACGAUGUCUCCCCCCUGCUGGUGUUCGUCAACCCAAAGAGCGGCGGUCUGAAGGGCAGAGAGCUCCUCUACAGCUUCCGGAAACUUCUGAACCCUCACCAGGUCUUUGACAUCACCAAUGGAGGCCCGCUGGCAGGCCUGCAUACGUUCAGGGAGGUUCCCAGGUUCCGGGUUCUGGUCUGCGGGGGAGAUGGCACAGUCGGCUGGGUACUGGGAGUACUGGAGACUGUGAGACACAAACUGGUCUGCCGGGAGCCGCCCAUUGCUAUCGUACCACUGGGAACAGGGAACGACUUGGCUCGGAUCCUCCGCUGGGGGGCAGGUUACAGCGGCGAGGACCCUCAUCAUAUCCUGGCGUCUGUGGACGAGGCUGAAGAAGUACAGAUGGACCGCUGGACCAUCCUGCUGGACGCUCAGGACAUCUCUGAGGACGGCAAGGACAACUGCUUCCUGGAACCACCCAAGAUCGUCCAGAUGAGCAAUUACUUUGGUCUCGGCAUCGACGCAGAGCUCAGCCUGGACUUCCACCUGGCCCGGGAGGACGAACCCGAUAAAUUCACCAGCAGGUUCCAUAACAAAGGUGUCUAUGUGAAGGUGGGUCUGCAGAAGAUCAGCCACGGUAGGAGCCUCCAUAAAGAGCUGCAGCUGCAGGUGGACACGAAGGAGGUCCCGUUACCCAACAUAGAGGGUCUGAUCUUCCUCAACAUUCCCAGCUGGGGUUCUGGUGCUGAUCUGUGGGGAUCCGAGGCUGACGUACGCUUUGCGAGGCCGAGGAUCGAUGACAGCCUGCUGGAGGUGGUCGGGGUCACGGGGGUCGUUCACAUGGGUCAGGUGCAGAGCGGCCUCCGCUCAGGGAUCCGGAUCGCUCAGGGGAGCUACAUUAGGUUGACCGUUAGCAAACCUGUACCUGUACAGCUGGAUGGAGAGCCGUGGAUCCAGCCGCCAGGACACAUCAUCAUCUCUGCUGCAGGACCAAAGAUUCGGAUGCUGAGGAAGUCCAAGCUGAAGCAGAAGAAGUCAGCAGCCAACAGGGACGAAUGCUCGGAGAGUCCUUCCUCCAGAGACGGAAGACACUGACCGGCUCACCUGCAAACCGGUGUCCUGCCAUUAAGCUGCUUCCUGCUGCCCCUAGGAAGCUGGUCCGGUUCCAGUGGCCGUGAUUCCACUCAUGUAGCUUGUAGCAACGGUAACAGGCCACAGAUGCACAUGGAGAUAGACGCAGGUUAAAGUUUCCAUGUCCUCCUCCAGAGGAGGAGUCGAAGGAGGUCAUAUUUCAUUCCUGCUCCUUAAACAUAAACAGAACUAAUCAGAGUGGCUCAUUUUCAUCUCAGAAAUUGACCUUUUCUAUGACAUUCAUAUCAGGAUGGCUGAGUAGAUCAGGGUAGAACUGGACUUGGAUUCUUUCCAAGAACUCACUAGAGUCUGAGGGGAACCAGAACUACAGGUCCUUCUCAAAAUAUUAGCAUAUUGUGAUAAAGUUCAUUAUUUUCCAUAAUGUCAUGAUGAAAAUUUAACAUUCAUAUAU
Molecule: messenger RNA, 3932 nt
Organism: Girardinichthys multiradiatus
Lineage: Eukaryota; Metazoa; Chordata; Actinopteri; Cyprinodontiformes; Goodeidae
Product: diacylglycerol kinase theta-like
Exons: 23
Coding region: 734-3484 (916 amino acids)
Biological process (GO): lipid phosphorylation; diacylglycerol metabolic process; intracellular signal transduction
Molecular function (GO): ATP-dependent diacylglycerol kinase activity
Source: RefSeq, a predicted model, not a curated record